AACCGAACUAGCUAUUUUGCUAGCUUGCUGGCUAGCACUGGCUGAUGUUCAGUAAACGUCACCUCCGCGGUGAGAGCUGUUUGCAUCCCACAGCAGGAAGCACAUGACUUCUCCAAAUCCUGUCUGCGGCACCUAAAAGCUACAGAUACUUCAAGGAAGAUGAAGCUGAUCAUCCUCAAUGACUACGACCAGGCAAGCGAGUGGGCUGCAAAGUACAUUAGAAACAAGAUUUUACUGUUCAAGCCUGGCCCGGACAGAUAUUUCACCCUGGGGCUUCCCACAGGAAGCACCCCCCUGGGCUGUUACAAGAAACUGAUUGAGUACUACAAGAACGGACAAAUCUCAUUCCAGUAUGUAAAAACUUUCAACAUGGAUGAAUAUGUAGGGCUGCCCAGAGAUCACCCUGAGAGCUACCACUCCUUCAUGUGGAAUAACUUCUUCAAGCACAUAGACAUAAAAUCAGAGAACACCCACAUCCUAGAUGGCAACGCUGCUGACCUGCAAGCUGAGUGUGAAGCCUUUGAGGAGAAGAUAACAGCUGCUGGGGGAAUCGAGCUCUUUGUCGGAGGUAUCGGACCAGAUGGCCACAUUGCCUUCAAUGAGCCUGGCUCAAGCCUGGUUUCCAGGACUAGGGUAAAGACCCUGGCAAAGGACACUAUCAUGGCUAAUGCCCGAUUCUUUGAUGGGGAUCUCUCAAAGGUGCCCACCAUGGCACUGACUGUGGGAGUGGGCACUGUCAUGGAUGCAAAAGAGGUCAUGAUUCUCAUCACUGGAGCACACAAGGCAUUUGCUUUAUACAAAGCUAUAGAAGACGGUGUGAAUCACAUGUGGACAGUGUCUGCGUUCCAGCAGCACCCACAGACUGUUUUUGUAUGUGACGAAGACGCCACCCUGGAACUGCGGGUCAAAACUGUAAAGUACUUCAAAGGGAUGAUGCAUGUGCACAACAAGCUGGUGGAGCCACCUUCCUCAUUGCCAAAGAAGAACUGAGAAGAUCUUAUCCAAAAUUUGUGGAUUCAUGAUGUGUUUCUCAAAACGUAACACUUUAAUGAUUCCUUAAUCUCCUGCUGGAGAUACAUUAGUGAACAUCAAGCAGUGCUUGGAGUUAACCUCAACUAAUCCUUGUAGAAAUAAUGCGGUGCUAGUAUUGUGCAGGCUAUUCAGGUUUCCAUGUGAUUGUUCUGCAGCUUUGCCUCUCAUUUGUUCUUUAUAAUAAAGUGCAUUAAAUUUUUAAUGUCUGUAUGACUGUGAUUGAGGAUAUCGCUGUGGUAUUCAGCCUGUUCCUCCUGUCACAUGACAACACGGAACAACCAAUGUGGCCUUCAAGUGCUCCUUGUAAGUUUCUAUUUCCAGCACUGUGCUGGAAGUAAAGGCAAAAUGGCCCCUUAAACAAAUUGCUUUCAUGUCUGUUUAAGAGAAACGGAGGAGCUCAGAGUCCUUGUUGCCAGGGAUGGAAUAUAACUAAAUGCAUUUACUCAAAAGUAUCAUGGAAGUGCCAUAUUUAUACACACUUUCAAGCUCCUUCUAUUUUAAUAGAGCAUUAUGAUUUUGUACUUUGUGUGUAUACCCACUACAUUUUAGGAGCAUAUAUUAUUGUUUAGGCUACUCUACUACAUUUACCUGAUUGCUAUAGUUUGGUUACAUCACUUUUUAUGAUUUUAUAAACAAACCUUAUGAUCACAUGUAAAAUCUGAUGCAUUGGUCAUGAAUAAAUUACCCUAUAACGCUGCCCAUCAGUAUUGGUAACAUGAUGACAUAUACAUUAACGUAAUACUGGUGAAGGGACCAUUCUGCACAAUGAUGUCUUUUACUUUUCAUACUUAAAGUACCUAACAAUAAAGUUUUGAAUACAGGA
This is a messenger RNA of Epinephelus moara (kelp grouper), 1855 nucleotides long. It is a transcript of the gene gnpda1, whose product is annotated as glucosamine-6-phosphate deaminase 1. Gene Ontology annotation, molecular function: glucosamine-6-phosphate deaminase activity; identical protein binding. The transcript is spliced from 7 exons. NCBI's taxonomy places the organism in Eukaryota, Metazoa, Chordata, Actinopteri, Perciformes, Serranidae. Gene Ontology annotation, cellular component: cytoplasm. The record is from RefSeq and is a predicted model, not a curated record. Gene Ontology annotation, biological process: carbohydrate metabolic process; D-glucosamine catabolic process; N-acetylglucosamine catabolic process. Bases 160 to 990 code for a protein of 276 amino acids.